AUGGUCGUCACUGGCGGAGCAAUGGGACUCCACGACCUGGACUGGAUCAAGACUCAUCUACCUGACGACAGAUCGGUAGCCGUGAACGACAUCUCUUCGGGACUGUGCUGCAUCGGACUGUGGGGACCAAGAGCACGCGAUCUGCUAAGUCGCGUAUGCGACGAUGACGUGUCCAACUCCGGCUUCCCAUACAUGACCUCAAAGUCCAUUACGAUUGCCGAGGUCCCAUCACUGGCCCUGCGCAUCUCAUACGUAGGUGAGCUCGGUUGGGAGAUUUACACCUCUGCCGAACAGGGCCUGCGGUUGUGGGACGUUCUCUGGGAGGCGGGCCAGCCACUCGGUGUAGUCGCCGCCGGCGGAGGGGCAUUUGACUCGUUGCGCCUGGAAAAAGGAUACCGGUUGUGGGGCAACGACAUCCACACCGAAUACAGCCCAUAUGAGGCAGGCACUGGAUUCGCGGUGAGAAUGCGAAAGGGAGCUUUUGUCGGAAGGGACGCACUCGGGGAAGUUCGAGCAAAGGGCCCGGAGCGCAAGUUGUGCUGCUUGACUUUGGAUGAUUCCGACGCUGUCGUAAUGGGAAAGGAGCCAAUACUGGACGGUGACGAGGUGCUUGGGAGACCCGGCAGAAGAGACGGCGACUCUGACAUAGAGAUCCCAGUCCCUGAAGAUCUCACAUCAGUCCCCGGCAUUCCUCUGAAGCCAGUUGACGUUGCUUUCUACAGCAGAGAGCAUCCCCUGGAGUCGCAGGCCGUUGACAAGUCUGCCGAUCGUCAGUGGGCUGUGGUGACGCAGUCGAGCGACCUCGAUGAGUUCAGGGCCGGCCACGACGCUCGGAUGAAGCCGAUGUACGAAGAGGGGCUGAUGUCCGGCGACGUCGAGCCGACCGGUGCGCCGGUCGCUGGUGAAGACCUGACGGAGGACAUUCGGCAGUUUGCGCGAGAGCUGGGAUUCGGCGAGGUAGGUUUCACGAGGCAUGACCGCCACUAUACGUUCUCAGGCAAGAAGCGCUGGGCGAAGUUCGAGCACGCCGUCUGUCUGGCUUACGAGCAGGACUACCGAAUGACGCAGACAGGUCCUGGUCCUGAGGCCGACCAGGCGCGAUUCGAGACCUACGAGGACGAGCAGGCGGGCUGCCUAAACUUGGCGGAGUACAUAAGGUCGAGAGGUUACCGCGCGCAGGUCCACGAUGGAUACGAUUGCAGCGGUCCUUACAUACCGCUAUUCGUCGCCGCCGGACUGGGACAGCUCGGCGCGAACGGACAGCUCCUGUCGCCUCAUUUCGGAUCGCGCUCCCGUCUGAUGCUGGUCACCACCGACGCGCCUGUCACAUACGACAAGCCCGCAGACUACGGCAUCCACAAUUUCUGCCAGGAAUGCCAAGUCUGUGUGAACAGGUGCCCGGGUCGAGCGCUAACGCGUGACAAGGUCUGGUGGCGCGGAGCUGAGAAGAACAAGCUCAUCUACGAACGGUGCCGCCCAGUCAUGGUUACUUACCACGGGUGCGCGGUCUGCAUGAUUGUCUGCCCGAUCCAGAGGUACGGAAUGAAGCCGGUUAUGGAGCACUACGUAGAGACCGGAGAAGUGCUCGGUAAGGGCACCGAAAACCUGGAAGGGUACUCAAUGAAGGGCGAGGGACACUUCGGUCCGGGUGAGCUACCCCACUUCGACAGGGAGUUCUUCGACUUUCCCCAAGGACGUGAGGAAGACUGGCUGUUCGAGAUGUUCAAGGAGAAGCUCCGCUCGACAGGUGUUCCCGACGAAUCGGAAUUGGUUGAAUUCGCGACCGAUGUCAGGGAAAGUGUUGGACAAGGGCGAGACGACCUACGACAUCGCAUGAGACAUGUCGUUAGCCGUCGGACAAUGGAGGCUCGAUUGCAAACGUAUGCCGAAUCGUUGAAGUCCGGCAAGUUCGUGGUUACCACCGAGCUUAACCCUCCCAAGGGCACAGACCUGGGUAGGCUGUUAAAGCAUGCCGAGUCCCUUAGCGGCAUGGUAGACGCCUUCAACCUGACCGACUCUCCAGGUGCAAACAUGACCAUGGCGCCCAUCGCUGCCGCCCAUCUCAUGCUCGACCGCGGCAUUGAGCCUAUCUUGCAGAUUACCGGCCGUGACCGCAAUCGCAUUGCCCUCGAAGGUGAGGUCCUUGCCGCAGCCGCGCUGGGGAUAUCCAACAUUCUCUGCAUGAGCGGAGACCCCCCCGGACGCGGUGAUCACCCAGACGCCGUGGGAGUCUUCGACCUCAAGGCUGAGACACUCCUUGAAGCAGUCAAGGCUAUGAAUGCGGGUGCCGACAUGUACGGCAACGAACUAAGAGGAUCACCAUCCAUCCUUGCCGGUGCCGUAGCCAACCCUGGUGCCGACGACCUGGACACAGAGCUAUCCCGCAUGGAGGAGAAGGUGCGCAUGGGCGCGUCCUUCUUUCAGACGCAGGCAGUCUUCGACGCUGUGACAUUUGAGACUUUUUAUGGACACGGCACGAGGCUUCGGAGUCCCUGUCCUGGCCGGCAUGAUCGUCCUGAAAUCGGCUCGCAUGGCUCGGUUUCUGAACGACAAUCUACCCGGCGUAUCAGUUCCUGCGAGCGUCAUUGA
Geodia barretti is the source of this 2589-nucleotide messenger RNA. Lineage: Eukaryota; Metazoa; Porifera; Demospongiae; Tetractinellida; Geodiidae. The record is from the annotation of a GenBank genome assembly.